Messenger RNA from Knipowitschia caucasica, 390 nucleotides. Lineage: Eukaryota; Metazoa; Chordata; Actinopteri; Gobiiformes; Gobiidae. The record is from the annotation of a GenBank genome assembly.
AUGUCAGCUACGCGAUAUCGUCGAUUUCUUAAAUUGUGUGAAGAAUGGCCCAGAGAUGAAAGCAAAAAGGCACGGGAUUUGGGAACUUUUUUAAGACAGAAGGUGGCCGUUGCGUUUCGAGAGGGGGAAAGUACACAGAUAACCGAUCCAGAAAAAUGUGACCAAAUGUAUGACAGUCUGGCUCGAAUAAACAGUAAUGUAUACAGACAAAAGUUUCCACGAGUAAGGGACACAAGUUUCACAGGCGUAACAGUGGAGGAAUGUAGAGUCCUCCUGUCUGGAAGUGUGCAACAAAUGGAUGAAGAGAAGAAGGGUUUGUGGAAAACAUUAAUGCAGAGAUUUUCCUCUAAACCACCGGAAGACGGCCAAGAAAAAACUCAAGAAAAAUAA